Adineta steineri is the source of this 969-nucleotide messenger RNA. The record is from the annotation of a GenBank genome assembly. Lineage: Eukaryota; Metazoa; Rotifera; Eurotatoria; Adinetida; Adinetidae.
AUGGCAAUACCUGCAUAUAGUCGUUUCUGGAUUCUUUUGGCACCUCUCAUUCCAUCUAUUCUAGUUACCAUUUUUGUCCUUUAUCAUUUACUCAAGAAUCGAGGAUAUCGUACAGCACUCAAUAAUCAUGUCAUUAUUCUUCUUUUAUCUGUUGGACUUGUUGAAGAAAUCACAGGUAUUGUGUGGAAUAUAUAUUUUUUUCGUAAUGGUACUAGUCUAUUGCCAACACCAGCAUUUUGUUAUGCUUGGAUAUAUAUUGAUACAACAGCGAUUGUAUCAGUUUAUAUUUUAGUUACUUGGGCAUCGAUUGAGCGUCAUAUUCUUAUUUUCCAUUCAGGUCAUUUUUCAACAAGAACAAAACGUCUUCUAUUUCAUUAUUUACCCAUGAUAUUAUGCAUCUUAUAUCCUAUGAUAUUUUAUUUUGUUUUCUUCUUCAUUAUACCUUGUAAUUUACCAUUGAGAUACACAAGCAGACAAUGUGGUCGUUAUUCAUGCGUUAGUCUUUCUCCAAUGGUUGCAUUAUAUGAUAGUCUUGCACAUUAUAUUUUACCUGCAUUUAUUACUGUUACAUUUAGUGGAGGUCUUUUUGUACGCGUCUUAUAUCAAAAGUAUCAUAUUCAUCAAAGAAUUGAUUGGAGAAACUAUAAGAAAAUGGCAUUGCAACUAUUACCAAUAUCUUGUCUCUAUAUUUUCUUACAGUUGCCACCUAUGUCACUAUAUGCUGCUUAUUCAGUUGGUCUACCAAGGACAAUAGGAAGCGAUUAUUUCAAUGAUUCAUUAUUUUUUAGUUUUUAUAUUGUAUUACUCACUCCAUUUGCAUGUGCUAUGUCACUACCAGAACUAAGAACUAAAUGCCGAAAUCUAACAUUAUUUUGGCGAAGAAUACAUGCUGUUGAUCCUAUGCAAACGGUAACAGUGGCUCGUAUAAAAGUUGGUCGAAUGGGCGGUCAAGCAACAAUUAAUGUAUAA